AUGCAUUUUGAAGUUCACACAAGGGCUAACAACGCUACCAGGCACAAUUACCGACUUUACGAUCGUGAGGAUAACAUAUACAAGGAACUGAAGAACUGGGCCAAUAAACAGCCAGGCCUAUCUGGACAGUUCGCCGCAAAUGCGGUGAAGCACCCAGUGGACUUUUACAUCCCGGGCACUACCGAGAAAGCCGCCACAAUACAAGAGCUGGACUUCCCCGCCACGUUGUUGGCCACCAAGGUGGACGUGAACGGGAACACAGUCGACAUUUGGUCGCCCCAGAACAAAGCUGAUCUGCAGCAACAGUUGACCGACUUUAAUGCGAAGGCCACGACGAUAGAACAUAAUGAUGUUAUUACUGGCAACGAGCCUGACCAGCUGCCCUGCGAUCAAACGUGA
This is a messenger RNA of Phaeoacremonium minimum UCRPA7, 399 nucleotides long. RefSeq lists its product as hypothetical. The transcript has 3 exons. The record is from RefSeq and is a predicted model, not a curated record. Lineage: Eukaryota; Fungi; Ascomycota; Sordariomycetes; Togniniales; Togniniaceae. Bases 1 to 399 code for a protein of 132 amino acids.